AUGCACGAAAUAAAUAUCGAUGAUAUAAGUUUGGGUUCUGGAUUCUCACAUGCUAAAUACGCGUCUGUGGUUUCAGCGAUAGGAGUAAAUAAUCGAAAUUUAUUCAUAGGAUCCUCCUCCAUAUCAGGGGAUCUAUGGGGUGGUGGCUUGGUCGUUUACAACCUGAAGAACUUAAAAAACAAUUUUGGUCGUAUUGCAUGUGAAGAUGAGUCGGCUGUAGUUGAUGAUAUCUCUCACCAAGUUGUUACAGAGACUUCUUUCGACUCAUCUGUCGCAUCAAUAGCACCAUUGAAUUUAAGUUGCAGUGAAUUAACAGAUGCUGUUGUGAUUGGUUUAGAUGAUGGUUCUAUUCAGUUGGUUACACUACGUGAGAUGUCAGCCAAUUCUCAUCAGUCACAAAUGCAGCCAUUAACGAUCAACUCUGCUACAUAUCAUGAUUGGCCGUUGGAGAAAGUAAUAUCAUCUCAGACCUCAGGAUCUACGAAUCCUCAUAUCAUAACAUUAGAUGUAGCUGGAUGUGUAAAAUUAUGGGAUUGUCCAUCUUUAAUGCCUAUUAAAUCAUGGUCUAUCAAUUCUACAACAUGGCCUGUUAACGGUUCCGCUUUCACUCCAGAUAUUUCUUUACUAUCUACUAAUAAUACUAAUAACAUGAUAAAUCAUCAAAAUAAUUGUGAAAAUUUUUUAUUGUCAACUUUAAAUCCAUUAGAUGUGAAACGAAAAAUUUGUUUAUGGGAUAUUCGUGUCAAUGAUGUAUCUAAUCCAAUUGUAAUUCAGUCAAGUGACUGUUCAAAUAUUACACAUGAUUUACCAACAGCACUUAGUUGGUUUUCAACAAAUCAUUUGCUAUUGGGAACUUACGAAGGUCAUUUAUGGGUUUAUGAUAUUCGCAAUCCUAAAAUGGAACUAACAAAUGUAGAUGUUACAAAUACAAAUGAAACUUUCAAAUCGUCCUCACAUAGAUGUAAACAAAUUGUUCAAAUCCUUACGCAUAAUUAUCCAGAAACAUCAACUGAAAAUAUUCCUAAUACUUCCAAAUAUAUCGGAAUAAUUCAAAUCAAUGGUUCAAUAGAUGUUUACCAACAGAAUAUAUCAACAUUUAAUGUAUCAAAUGACAUGUUUACACAUGUAUAUCAUGACGAUGGAAAAUCAAUCAUGAACAUCGAUAAUAGAUGUUAUGGAAGAGUUAAACCAUGUGGUUUGUUUCUAUCUUCUGAUCUUAUGAAUCCUGAACAACCAUGGAGAUUUCUACUGUCAACUGGUAUUCCUGACAAUAACCAUAAUCUAUCAUUGACAAAUACUUCAUCAUAUACUGCUAACGUGAAUUAUCAUACAACACCAACUAUACUUAAUUAUCAACUUCGUGUACAUCCAAAUCUAAUUCAAACAAAUAUUCCGGGAUUCAACAAUCUCUCUAGAAUUCAUUACAUAAAAUUACUGAAUAUUUAA
Messenger RNA from Schistosoma margrebowiei, 1446 nucleotides. NCBI's taxonomy places the organism in Eukaryota, Metazoa, Platyhelminthes, Trematoda, Strigeidida, Schistosomatidae. The record is from the annotation of a GenBank genome assembly.